GAUUUAAUAUGCUGAUUAUAUAUAUUCAAUUGUUAAUAAAAAAUUUUUAAUUUCCCAUAGAAGCAUCAGACAGCAAGCAAGUCUAACAGAAGCUGGGAUCGAAGUGAACGAUAACAACAUGGCUGAAUCAAAAGCGGCGAAGAUUUGGCGAGAACAUAAACUUGUCUUCAUGAUUAUCAUUGGUGCAAGUUUGGGCUUCCUUAUUGGUAUUUUGAUCAAUGAUCCAAUACAAGACCUAAAUCCAGAUGAUCGAUACACAGCUAUCAUAAUUAUUGGAUUUCCAGGCGAGCUACUUAUUCGAAUGUUAAAAUUGUUAAUUCUACCUUUGAUCACAUGCAGUUUGAUUGUUGGAUUAGCCAAUCUUGACAGUAGAGUUUCUGGUAAAAUUGGAGGAAGGGCUAUAGUGUAUUACCUAUCAACAACUUGCAUGGCAGCUAUACUUGGUUUGGUUCUUGUCUUAGCUAUCAAACCUGGAGAUUCUAUGUCUCGGCCUAAAGAUAAAAAAGAACAAGAACUUGUUCGUCCUUUAGACUCUUUUCUUGAUAUUGUAAGAAAUAUGUUCCCAUCAAAUAUCGUCAAGGCUUGUGUUGAGCAGGAUAAAACUGUUAUCAAAGAAGUAAAAAUUAAGUCAAGCAUUCACAAAAUAUAUACUCCUUAUAAUUCAACUGGGAUGAAGGGUGCGGAACUCACAUACAUGGUGAUGCAGAAAACAAUUAUGCAGAACAUGAGUGAUCCUAAUAGCUACUAUACAACAAAGGAGGUUUAUGACACCUACAAAGUUGGUAGUGGUUUGACAACGAAGGGAAAAGCAAACUUUCUUGGUGUGAUUGUAUUUGCAGUUGCUGUUGGUAUUGUGGCUGGUAAAAUGCAAGGUAAAGCAAAAGUAUUCGUGGAGUUCCUGUCCAUCUUCAACGAUAUUAUUACGCAACUGAUCAUCCUGGUGAUGUGGUAUUCACCUAUUGGUAUCAUGAGUCUUAUUAUUGCAAGAUUUGCUGAAAUGGAAAAUAUUGCGGACACCUUCGAAAGCCUUGCGUUAUUUAUGGUCACAGUCGUUGUCGCUCUUGUAAUCCAUGGAUUAAUAGUGUUACCAUUACUGUUUUUUGUAAUCACAAGAUCAAACCCUUAUGUUUAUCUCAAAGGAGUUACUGCUGCAAUGGCAACUGCUUUUGGUACAGAUUCCAGCGCUGCAACAUUACCAGUCACAUUUCGAUGUUUGGAAGAAAACUUACAUAUGGAUAAAAGAAUCACUCGUUUCAUCCUACCUGUUGGUACAACAAUAAACAUGGAUGGAACAGCUUUGUAUGAAGCAGUCAGUGCUAUAUUUAUUGCUCAGGCUGUCGGUCGUACCUUAAGUUUUGGCGAUUACGUGGCUAUAAGUUUUACGUCAAUUCUUGCAUCAGUUGGUGCUGCAGCUAUUCCACACGCUGGUUUGGUUACCAUGUUGAUUGUUUUGGAUACUGUUGGGUUGCCUACUGACAUGGUGGCUGUCAUAUUCUCUGUUGAUUGGUUUCUUGAUCGAUGUCGAACCAUGAUAAAUGUUCUUGGAGAUUCGUAUGGUACAGGCAUUGUGCAACAUUUAUCCAAAGCUGAUCUUGAGAAAGACGACUUGGAGAGAGCACUGCAAGAAAAGGAGGAUAUGAGGAAAGGAGAAUUUAAGGAUGAUGAAAUGGAAUUUAAUGGUGUAGUAAAUCGCUCCUAUCAUAAUGGAAAAGCUGAUGAAGGAAAGGCUGAUAAUUGGAACGCUGUGGCGGUCAGCACUACAACGGUUUUUUGAAUGAGAAGCUUUCAAAGUUUAAGAACAUGUCAAAAACAUCAUGCUUAAUGUUAUAACAAUGUAAUUUAUGUUCUUAAUGCUUGUAAAUACCUCUUUUUGCACAAUAUUUCAAGUCUGGUGGUGCCUUAUCAAUUUGAAAGUAAAGCUAAAGUUUUAAUAAAAACAUCAAUAAGUUCGAGAAAAGUUUAGACACCCACCAGGCUGAAUAAGCAAGAAAUUUAUUAAAUAAAACUUUGCAUGUGAGUAGAUUUGAAAAAACAAUUGAAAUUUGGCGGGAAACUUCGCGAAUUACAAAUUAUAUAGAGUGCUGAACAUAAAGCAUCAAUUCUGCUGGAAAAGUGCCACACCUUUAUUAUAAAGUACUGAACAAUAAACUUAUCAGUAAAUUGAAAUAUUUUCUUGUGUGAUGUGUUUUUUCUUUAACCAUGUGUUACUACUAUUACAGAAUCCUCAAAGAUAAAUUUCCACACAACUUAAUAAUUUUGCAAUGACUCGCUAAUUUUGGUCUUUUUGCAUAACUGGCAAUUAGUGUCUCGUUUUUCAACCCUUUGCAUUUUUUUUGUAUAUAUAUAUUGUAAAGAGGGAACACAAACAAUUUCAAAUUUUAUCAUUAAUAUUUUUGAAAAUUACGGCUUCUUAACACUUGAUUGAGUGUGUGAUGAAAAAACUGAAGAAAAAACCACAACUGUUUUUGAAGAAUUAUCUAAAUAUAUUUCUUACGACGAUUCCUAUCCUCAAAAGAAACAUUUCGACAAUACUCUUUGUGUCUAUUGCCGGAUAACAUUUUUUAACGAUGUCCGUACGGACAAAAGUUAGACUAUUUGUGUAUAUAUCGAAUUUGUUGUUUAAACUUUGUACUUGAGAAUGGUCGUCGUUCAGUUUAAACGUCGUAUAAAAGUGUAUUUACACUUUUCGUCGUAAAGUGGUGUGGUUAUUUCUUCAAUUUAAAUAUUCAAUUCGUAAUGAAACAUUAGGGUAACUUUUUAUUAGCUCUGACAAGCGUAAUAGGCGCUUCGCUAAACUUCACUUAAAUACAUCUCUGAAGCGAACAUAAUUUUGUGUCUUGGAAGUACCUGUUGUAGGGCUUCCUAAUUUUUUAAGUUACCUACCAGUUUUUAAGUGGUAGCUAAGCUUGUGGUAGCUGAUUUGUAUUUAAAACAUUAACUGUAUAUUUUAUUCGUCCGCACAGCAUUGUUUUAUUGCAUGUGUAUAGCAAAUAUCGGAUUUUGUAAUCACGUUACAUAUUUUAUGCAUCCUUCUGUU
Molecule: messenger RNA, 3037 nt
Organism: Hydractinia symbiolongicarpus
Lineage: Eukaryota; Metazoa; Cnidaria; Hydrozoa; Anthoathecata; Hydractiniidae
Product: excitatory amino acid transporter-like
Exons: 9
Coding region: 119-1774 (551 amino acids)
Biological process (GO): L-glutamate transmembrane transport
Cellular component (GO): plasma membrane
Molecular function (GO): neutral L-amino acid transmembrane transporter activity; glutamate:sodium symporter activity; L-glutamate transmembrane transporter activity
Source: RefSeq, a predicted model, not a curated record